Molecule: messenger RNA, 472 nt
Organism: Manacus vitellinus (golden-collared manakin)
Lineage: Eukaryota; Metazoa; Chordata; Aves; Passeriformes; Pipridae
Product: fasciculation and elongation protein zeta-1-like
Exons: 3
Cellular component (GO): axon; cytoplasm
Source: RefSeq, a predicted model, not a curated record
GGUCUGGGAUGCUCUCACUGAUGGCUUUGCCCCCCGGAGCUCCCCCCGGCCGUGGCUCCCUGGCACUGAGGCCCCCGACGGCACCAACCCCCAGCUCGGUGGGAAGGAGGAGGAAGAGGAGGAGGAGGAGGAGGAGCUCACUGAGAGGAGUGAGCAGGACUCGGGCAUCAACGAGGAGCCGCUGCUGACAGCUGAGCAGGUCAUCGAGGAGCUGGAGGAGCUGAUGCAGAGUUCGCCUGACCCUGAGGCUGACCCCGAGGGUGAGGAGGAAGAGGAGGAGGAGGACGAGGAGGAGGAAACUGAGGCUGAUGCUGAAGGCGAAGGAGGUGGCGGGGGCACAGAGCCCAUCCUGCUGCGGGAGCUGCGGGCUUUCUCCCCUGCCCUCAACAACAACUGCUCCCACGAAGGUACGGCCAGCAAAGCCCAGGCCAGUCACUUUUGGGGGACAAUUCCAACCAAAUUGGACAACUGA